Molecule: messenger RNA, 909 nt
Organism: Diabrotica balteata
Lineage: Eukaryota; Metazoa; Arthropoda; Insecta; Coleoptera; Chrysomelidae
Source: the annotation of a GenBank genome assembly
UUCUUGUAAUCUUAUCUCCGGGUUAAACUAUAAGAUGCGACAAUUCGUGAAUGUUUAUAAUACCUAAUCAAGGCGUAAGCGUUGUCAUUUUGUAUAUAAGAGUGACAACUGAGGACUAAAACAUAUCAAGUUCGGUCUUUGAAGUGGACAGAUACAAACAUAUACAAAAUGAACAAGUACCUGAUUUUAGCUGUUCUUCUUGUAGGCGCUGUCCUUGCCAAAAAAGAAGACUCCAGUAGCUCGUCUGAAGAAAAUGUGAGAGAAGUAGCAGAAAUGUUGAACAAGAAAUUCAAUACCACCCUCCUUCUCGACGUUAUCAAAAUGGCCGAAAAAGCUAAAGCUAAAUGCCCCGACUUAGAAGAAAAACUUGACGAUAUUUCUGAGAAAAUUGAAAAAUGCGUCGACGAUAUCGAACUUGGAUCAGAAACAUUUUGCUCUCUUGUCAAGAACAACUUGGCUAGAUGUGCCAAACCAGCCAUCGACCUAAUUGCCUCCUGUUUACCAGAGGAAUCCAGAGACCUUCCUGUCUUGGGACAGAAAAUCGUCGUUGCUGUUGUCAAACAAGCCUGUAGUUCCACCGUUGAAGAAAUUUUGGAAUUGUUUAACCCAUGUGCCCUUGAGAAGGACUUCGCUUCUUUCCCAGCUUGUAGAGAAAUCAAAACAGUUAUCGAUGAACACAGAAACAAACUUCCAUCCAAAUCACUCAUCUGCUCAACUCUCCCCAAGGUAAGGAACUGCGCUAAAGCUCAUAUUGAAGCUUCUUGCCAAAACACAAUCACCAGACAAGCUGCCUUGAAAUUCCACGAUGCUAUCGAUGCUGCCCUUAAAGACGACUGUGAUGCACUUAACAAAGCCUAAAUAAUUUGUGACAAAAUGCUCGAAUAAAUUAAUAAAAUAUUUUUAUAGUUA